GAAGCAGGAUCAGAUAAGACUUUAACAUGGGCAGUUCUGUAAGAGUGGCAAUUCAAAACAGCAACAAUCAAAUAAUGCCUUUGAAAUGACAAGAGUGCUUUUGAUCUGCAAGGGACUCAACUAGCUUCUAACACCUACUUCUGCACCAGCUUUUUCCUAGGAGCUAAUCCCUUCUUUGUCUUUGCAAGAUGUCUGUGAGAACUCUCCCCCUGGUUGUCAUUAAUCUUGGUGGAGAGAUGCUUUACAUACUGGACCAACGCCUGCGAGCUCACAACACGUCUGAGGACAAUUCAGAGAAAGGAGUGUGGUCAGAAAAUGACAGAAAAAGAGUUAUGAAUGACAUCGUUGGGACCAUGUUUAGUAAAGCCUUUAUGGAUGAACUUCUCAAACCUCAGAAGCUUUAUUCUCACAAGGCACUGAAAACAGUGUUAACUCGCUUAGCCCAUGCCUCCAUCAUGAGGUUGAACACCGCCAGCAUGGACAGGCUUUACCAGCUGAUGGUUAUGGCGUUCAAAUAUCAAGUCUUCCUUUGUCCACGGCCAAAAGACUUGCUGCUCAUCUCGUACAACCACAUAGAUGCUAUCAGGGAAUUUGUAAAAGACACUCCUGUGGUCGUGAACCAAGUGGACGAGACACAUAGGAAGAUCAUUGAGGUAUACUCAUCGUUAUCAGAAGGUGAAUUCCAGCUUCUCAGACAAACACUGCUCAUAUUUUUUCAAGACAUGCAUGUUCGCGUGUCACUUUUCCUCACAAAUCAUGUCCAGAAUCCCAACGGACGUUUUGCCCUGUCGACCUCGGGCCCAUUGCCUCAUGGGAUAGAUGUUCCAGGGUUAAUUAGGACGUUUGGCAGUACGGGCAGAGAAGUGAGACGAAGUGAGUUCCCCACCGGAGGAAGUUACAGCAGCCCCAUCAGGGAGGGAUGUUUUGAACUGCAUGGAGAUAGAGUCAUCAGACUGGGCAUGAACAUGUACACCGUGAACCAUCCAGAGGAGACGCAGACAUCCAAGGCUCCCCCUGUCAAGACGGAUGACACUCCCAACCUGCUGGCCAAGGAGGAGCUGAACCUGCUGGCUCGUCUGAUUGGCAGCAUGAAGGCUGAGAACGAGCCCAAAGCUGAAACUGGCUUUCGGAUCAACCUGUUUACAACAGACCAAGAGGAGGAGGAGGAGGAGGCGGGAGCUUCAUGUGGAGCUGAGGAGCCCGCGUUUGGAGUGAUAAAUAUCCAAGCGAUGCAGGAUGAACAGGCUGUUACUGAGUUGGCUCGAAUCGCUGGCCAGUUCACAGAACAACAAGAGCAGCCUGAAAACCCCAGCGGUGACAAAGGAGACGACCUGCUGGCCAUGAUGGACGAGCUCUGACUCUUACUUGUCUCGUCUUUUCAUUGGUUAAUCAUGGUCACUGAGGUCGGUGGUGAAAUUAGAUUUAAUGUUUUAACUUUAUGGUAAAAUAUGCAGUUGUUAGUGUA
Molecule: messenger RNA, 1465 nt
Organism: Xiphias gladius (swordfish)
Lineage: Eukaryota; Metazoa; Chordata; Actinopteri; Istiophoriformes; Xiphiidae
Gene: oscp1a
Product: organic solute carrier partner 1a
Exons: 11
Coding region: 189-1358 (389 amino acids)
Biological process (GO): transport
Cellular component (GO): cytoplasm; plasma membrane
Source: RefSeq, a predicted model, not a curated record